AUGGGGGGGAGGUUUUUGGGGUGGAGGUGUUUGAAGGAGUGGUUUGUUGGGGUUGGUGAGGGUGGGUUUUGGGGGUGGGGGGGGUUGAGUGAUGGGAGGGGGGUUGGGAUUUGUGAGGGGGGGGGGUUGGUGGGAAGGAGGAUGGGGAGUGUGGUGUUAAGGAUGUGGGGGGAAGGGGGUAUAAGGGGGGGGGUGGGGAUGGGGUUGGUGGGGGAAGGGGUGUGGGGGUUUAGGGGGGUAGGGGGGUGUAAGGUGGGUGUAUGGGAGAAUAGGGAGUAUGAGGAUGUUAGGGUGGUGGGGGGGUUGGGGAAUUUGGAAUUUGGGAUAGUUGUGUUGGGGGGUGGUGGUUUUGAUUUAGGGGUUUUGGGUGGGGGGUGUUGUUUUUUGGUGGGGUGGGUUGAUUGUGUUUUGGGGGGGGGGGGGGGGGUUUGGGUAGUGGAUGUUGGGGGGGGUGUUGAUUGUGUUUUGGUUAAGUGUGGUUUGGGUGGGGGAAGGGGUGGUAUUGAUGGGGGGGGGGGGGGGGGGGGGUGUAUGUGUUGGGUGGGGGGGGAUGGGUGUGUAGGUGGGGUGUGGGUUGAGUGUGGGUGGAUAUUUGGGGGGGGGGUGUGGGGGGGGUGGGGGGGGGGGGGGGGGAUGUGGUUGGGGGGGUGGGAGGGGGUGUAUAUGGGGGGGGGUGUGGGGGGUUGUAGGGUGUUUUUGAGUAUUGGGGGGGGGGUGUUGGGGGGGAUUGGGGGGGGUGGGGGGUGUGUGGUUUGA
Messenger RNA from Knipowitschia caucasica, 756 nucleotides. Lineage: Eukaryota; Metazoa; Chordata; Actinopteri; Gobiiformes; Gobiidae. The record is from the annotation of a GenBank genome assembly.